This is a messenger RNA of Ilyonectria robusta, 3156 nucleotides long. Its product is annotated as peptidase family M28-domain-containing protein. Bases 1 to 3156 code for a protein of 1051 amino acids. Gene Ontology annotation, biological process: proteolysis. The transcript is spliced from 4 exons. NCBI's taxonomy places the organism in Eukaryota, Fungi, Ascomycota, Sordariomycetes, Hypocreales, Nectriaceae. The record is from RefSeq and is a predicted model, not a curated record. Gene Ontology annotation, molecular function: metalloexopeptidase activity.
AUGAGGUGCCAAAACCCCUUCGCUUUCCGGCCAGGUCCGGUGUCUUUCUGGACCACCGCCAUCUACCUAGCAAUUGCCAUCCCGCUCAUCUACGUCCACGAAACGGUUCCUCCAGCUCCUACGAAUCGCUCCCUGUACCGCGGCCUCAACUUGACUGAGGCCUUCCUUGAUCUGCAGAAUAUCACCCACGCCUUCCACCCAUACAACAGCCACAACAAUGACGACGUUCGCGAGUUUCUCAUGGUGCGAUCCAAGGAGAUUCUUGAUCGAAAUGGCAUGCCAUACAAGACUGAUCUAUCCGGUGGGGUGGCUUGGCAUGAGAAGAUGGCUAGUUUCGAGACUACUCGUUUGAACCACCCCAGCGACAUGAACGAGAUCAUCGCCGGAACACGGCCACCUGGCGCUACCCUCUUUGACGACCAAAUUUCGAACGUCACAUGGACCUACAAUAGUUACAAGAGAGUAGGUGCUAACUUUGGCAAGCCGAUUUGGGGAGGCCAGUACUUUGAAGGAAACAACUUUUACAUCUACAUCCACGGAAAAAACGAUCCGGAGGGUGACUGGUGGCAAAACCCAUCGAGUAAGCCGUUUCACGGUCCGGGCGGCGUCCUUGUGAACUGCCACUUUGAUUCUGUUUCCACCGGCUACGGAGCCACCGAUGACGGCAUGGGGUGUGUCUCAUUACUUCAACUUCUCAGCUACUUUACCUCCAAGGACCAUCAACCAACAAAUGGCAUCAUCCUGCUGUUCAACAAUGCUGAAGAGGAUGGCCUUCUGGGAGCUCGGGCAUUCGGCUACAGUCCCUUGUUACAGUUUGUUCACACAUUCGUCAAUCUCGAGGGCGCUGGAGCUGGUGGUCGCGCCAUUCUCUUCCGAACCACUGACCUGGAGGCUGCCAAGGCUUACUCGGGAAGCCCUCACCCUUUCGGCUCUGUUGUCGCUGCUAACGCCUUCAGUGCGGGCGUUAUUAAAAGCGGAACAGACUUUGAGAUUUGGGAUGAUUCGUAUGGGCAACGUGGAUUAGACAUCGCGUUCUACUCCCCCCGGGCUCGGUACCAUACCGAUCAAGACGACGCUCGACACACCUCUGUUAACAGCAUCUGGCACAUGCUUUCGGCCGCCCUCGCCUCAACGGAGAAAUUUUCCCAAAUCACCGGCACCCAGUUCAAUGGCGUUCGGUCAGACCAUGACCCCAACAAGGUCUACAACGGGAAGCAGGUUCAGGGCGUCUGGUUUGACCUCUUUGGCAGUGCUUGGGCUGCAUUCGCACUUAGAGGGUUGUUUGCUUGGUCACUGACCCUUCUCGUUGCCACACCCCUGAUCCUUGUUCUCAUCACUUACCUGUUGAUUCGGAAAGACAAGUAUUAUUUCUUUGCUAGAGACAUCAAGAUGCACCACGACAUUAACGACGAUCCGGUUGUACUUGGUGGUUGGAAGGGCUUCUUCCGCUUUCCGUUGGCAUUUGUCUUUGCUGCCGGUCUAACCAUUGCCUCCGUCUUCCUCCUAGCCAAGUUCAACCCCCUCAUUAUUUACAGCAGUUCAUAUGCAGUGUUUUCUAUGACACUGUCUCUCUUCUAUUUCUCCUUCUGGUUGAUCAUGCGCGGGGCCAGUUUCGUUCGCCCCAGCGCUCUUCAUCGCGGAUUUGUUAUAUUCUGGCUCUUCGUCAUCGGCUGGGCGGUGCAGGUGCUUGGAGCAGUGGCAGAGGACCGCUGGAACAUGGGUGCCCUCUACAGUUUUGCCUUCCUUCAGUCUUCCAUCUUUCUUGCUCUGGUCAUUUCUUUACUAGAGCAAUUUGCCCUGCUCGGGAAACACGACUUUGCCCUUCAACUUCACGAUGCGCACCAAGCACGGGAUGUGUCAAGUCAUGCUGUCGAGCGUGGCCGGGCUAGAGAGAACAGCGAAACCGCCAAUACCGACGACGCCGACAGCUCAGCAGAGACUCCAACCGAGAGAACGCCGCUUAGGGCUAGUGAACCGGGUUACGGGUCCAACACUCAGACCUCAUUUGCGAACACCUACAGAAGAUCCGUUGCCGAGAACUCGCCUGCCCCGCCUAGAAUGCGGCAAUACCAACCUUUUGACCAUGAGCAGUCGUGGUCUGGGCGUCUUCCUUCUUGGACCUGGAUUCUCCAGUUCCUUCUCCUGGCCCCAAUUCCCUGUAUGCUUCUUGGGAACUUGGGCCUCAUUGCAAUGUCAGCUCUUCAAAUGACAGGCACUGAUGGCGGUUCGCUUUCAACGCCCUUGAUUGCCUUGGGCUCAAUGAGCAUACUCCUCCUACUCCCAAUCACACCCUUUAUUCACCGCAUUACACAUCAUGUUCCAAUGUUUCUCUUGUGUGUUUUUAUCGGUACCUUCAUAUACAACCUUGCUGCCUUCCCGUUCUCAGACAGUCACCGUUUCAAGUUCUAUUUUCAACAAGUCUUAGAUCUUGAUAGCGGAACCAACAUUGUCACGAUCAGCGGGCUAGAGGAAUUCUCCCGAGAUGUCAUUAAGGCACUUCCAGUUGCAUCCAGCCAAGAAAUCGACUGCGGGCCAACCCCGGACCGAGCGCUUCAGGACUGCCGUUAUGAUGCAUCAGCUCUGCCCCCCAACCUAGUCGAGGGCAAGAGCAUUGAGGAGCUGAUCACUUUCAAGCCCCUGCCAGCUACUGCACCUGGCACUGCGCGGUUUCAAGUCGACGCUCUUGACACGAGAAUUUGCUACAUCACAACGUCAGAACCUUUCCAGGGUUUUGCCGUAGAUGGUGCACCGUCGAAAGAUCCACGGUUCGGGAAUCCCGCCACAGAUGGACUUCAAGACAUUCAGCUGUGGCGCCGAAACCGAGCCCUGCCAUGGAACAUAACUUUAAACACAAGGGGCAGCGCCGACUCAAUCGUGACAGACGCUGACAACUCAGAAGCUCCAGAGGAAGUUCAAGACUCGGAGGUGCUCGGGGAUGGAGAUUUGAAGGCCCGAUCAGUGGCGGGGCCAUCUGGGCUGGUGCCGCGAGCUACUCCGUGGGGUGUUCGAGUCUCGUGUGCCUGGAGUGAUGCCAAUACACCAGGGUCAAUUCCAGCAUUCGAUGAAUUGGCCAAGUACAUGCCUACGUGGGCUACUGUUACUAAGAAGAACGUUGGCCUUGUUGAAGUGCGCAAAACGUUUACGUUGCAAGUCUGA